Fusarium sp. VM40 is the source of this 1506-nucleotide messenger RNA. The record is from the annotation of a GenBank genome assembly. NCBI's taxonomy places the organism in Eukaryota, Fungi, Ascomycota, Sordariomycetes, Hypocreales, Nectriaceae.
AUGGACUCAUUUCAGCCGCCUCCCCCACAAGCGGGCUCUAGCCCUCCAUUAGAGCCAGUUUCAGCUUCAACAUUGGCUCAAAACGAAGCUGACAGACGCGAUGCGGUCUCCAGGCUAGGGACCUGCAAGACAGGAUGCGCAAUCGUGGACGAGGAUGUCUUGCUGGGUGGGUUUGAACGCUCAAGUGUCGUGGGUGUCAGCGCCGAAGACGAGGAUCUAGGAGUCCAGCUUGGCCUCCAGAUACUGGCGCAUUCGCUUUGCGAGGGGAUCAUCACAACCGGACUACUCAUCACGCCGAAGCCGGCAGGUGUGAUGCUGGCUGGCUUGAGGGACGCAAUCAAGGCUGAGCUUGAGACAAAAGGUCAUGAUAGGGAUUUGAAGGCAAAGCUGAGGCAGUGUCUGGAAAAGGUGAUGCUGUCUUGUGUCUUUGACCUGGAUGGUCUGUCGGAGGUGUUGGCAGAUCUGGACCCAGGUGGGCCACCAGAGGAGAACAACUCACAACAGGAGCAAGAAGAAACGGAGGGGCAAGAUGCAACAACAGUGCAGGUUGACGAAAUUCAGGAUAGUCAGGACGACGACGAGGAGGCAUUCUCACCAGUACAAGAAGCUUCACAACAGCCCCAACCAGAGAAACUGCCAGACAGGACAUCACAACACCCAGAAGUUAUUGUGAUAACCCAUUUCUCCUCUCUUCUUACAAGUCUCUUCGCCCACCGCGAGAAAUCAGCAGCACAUUCUACCCUUCAUCUCCUGGGUGCCCACGUCCGCGACCUCUCACGCAAUCUACCGUCCAGCCCUCUGAUUCUUCUAUUGAACUCUACAUCGUCAGCCUUCUCGGGCCCGGUAAACACAAACACAAACACGGCCACAGUAUCGCCUACAAAGCAAACCUCUGUCGAUCCAAUACUGCGCUCCAUCUUCAACCCGCCGCAAUCAACAGGCUACAACACCCGUCGCACAAAACCCAACUACGGACUUGCGUUCUCGCGGCUGCUGGACCUUCACCUACUGUGUACGAGGAUCCCCAGGACGAAACAGGAUGCCGAGGUAGCAGCUCAGCAUCGUCCUGGGGAUGAGGUUAAGAUGGUAUGGGCCAUGGAGGUGUUGUUGGAUGAGAUGGGCGAGGCACUCGCGCAGUGUCUCCAGGAAUCAGACUGUGUCAUGGUCCAACGCAACAGCGCCGCCGACUGCCUCCGCGAACCCCUCUCGAGCGAACUACCCCUCAAGUGCCGCCAGCUGAAGAAGGGCUUCGGCGAGUGCAAGCGCGGUAUGGUCGACAUGCGCAAGCGCUUCCGCGGGAACAUGCCCGUGGCCUACCGGACCAUGGAAAAGGCCGAGGAGGGCACCGGAUACCAGCUCUACGCAGGCCGCCCGGCCUUUGCGGGCAGUGUCAAGAAGACGGACGGAAACGAGCCUAUUCCUCAGGAUUGGAGAGAAGUCGAGAACGAGAAGUGGAAGGCCGAACAAGCGGCCAUGGCACAGCAGCAACAGCAGCAGAAGAAGUAA